AUGGAAAACGAAAACAGUGCCUGGGAGCAUGAAGAAGGCAUCCCUCAAUUCGAGGAUCCCUUUAUCCAGCAAUAUCUGAAAGGUCGCGACGCGCUGAUCGCGGAGGAGCACAAAAGACGUCACGAUGCAAUCUUUCGCAAAUCCAUGUCCCCAAUCGCUGCUCGAGCCUGCAAAAUCGUCUCGCAGAUUCGGGCUCGCGAGCAUAAUGAGGUGUGGACCAACGGCCUAGACGAGACAACGGCACAUCAAUCUGACGAGAUUUUGUACCCGGGCGUCAUGUUCCACUAUGCCAAGGGCCGCAUGGAAAAGACCAAUCUCUGGAAGAUUGUUGAAAAAAUGCCCAAGGGAUCCCUUCUCCACGCACAUAUGGAUGCCAUGUUCGACAUUGACUUCCUCAUUGACAAAGCCUUUUCUACACCGGGAAUGCACAUCAUGUCUCCCCAGGCCUUGGUGUCGGAGAAGGAUAGGGAGCACGGGCCUGUCUUUCUCCAAUAUUCGUCUCAAACGGCCUCCGACGGUGAACAGAAAACGAGUCUGUGGACGAGUGACUAUGAGCCAUCAUCCUUGAUUCCAAUUCAAACAGCAGCGGCUUCAUAUCCCGACGGCGGAGAGACGGGAUUUCGGGACUGGCUUCGCAGUCGCUGUAUGAUCAUGCCCGAGCAUUCGUUCUUCCACCAUCAUGGCGUCGAUGCCAUUUGGGCGAUCUUCACCACGACCUUCCCCGUCAUCAACUCAAUUCUGAUGUACGAGCCGAUUUUCCGAGCAUGUUUCCGUCGCAUGCUCAGCCAGUUGGCCGCUGAUGGGAUUCGAUACGUGGAGUUCCGCAUUGCAUUUGUCUUUCAGUGGAGAAAGCAGGGCAAAGACCAAACCGAGGAUGGUUAUGAAGAUUGGUGCCAAGUCGUCGAAGAGGAGAUCGAAGCCUUCAAGCAGACUGAGCAAGGGAAGUCAUUCUACGGCGCACGAAUCAUCUGGACCACGCUUCGUCGCUUUGGCAAUAAGGAAAUCGUCGACUCCAUGAAACAGUGUAUCGAGAUCAAGCACGCAUUCCCCGAGCUCAUCUCUGGGUUUGACUUGGUCGGGCAAGAAGACCUGGGCAGAACCCUCAAGGAUUUGGUACCUGUCCUUUUCUGGUUCCGCAAGCGCUGCGCAGAGGAAGGCCUCGAUAUUCCUUUCUUUUUCCAUGCCGGCGAGUGCCUUGGCGACGGUGACGAAACAGACAACAACCUGUUCGAUGCGAUCCUUUUGGGCACUCGUCGAAUUGGUCACGGCUUCUCCCUCUUCAAACAUCCACUACUGAUUGAUCUUGUCAAGGAGAAGAAGAUCAUGAUUGAGUGCUGUCCGAUUUCGAAUGAAAUUCUCCGCCUGGCCAGCUCUAUCAAGGCUCAUCCGCUGCCGGCACUGCUAUCUCGUGGCGUCGCCGUCUCCUUGUGCAACGAUGAUCCCGCAAUUCUCGGUCAUGGACGGAACGGGUUGACUCAUGACUUCUGGCAAGCACUUCAGGGUCUGCAGAAUGUUGAUUUGGCCGGUUUGGCCAUGAUGGUUCAGAAUUCGAUCCGGUGGAGCUGUUAUGAGGACCAAGGCACCGCUGGAUGGAAACAAGACGUCGAUGAAGGCAUCUUGGGGAGCGGAUUGAAAGCCGCACGUCUGCAGGAGUGGCAUGCUGAUUUCGAGAAGUUUUGCGAGUGGAUCGUGUUGGAAUUUGCGGAGUUUGACGACGAGGAGUAG
Molecule: messenger RNA, 1725 nt
Organism: Penicillium oxalicum
Lineage: Eukaryota; Fungi; Ascomycota; Eurotiomycetes; Eurotiales; Aspergillaceae
Product: putative CECR1 family adenosine deaminase
Exons: 2
Coding region: 1-1725 (574 amino acids)
Biological process (GO): inosine biosynthetic process; adenosine catabolic process
Molecular function (GO): adenosine deaminase activity
Source: RefSeq, a predicted model, not a curated record